Molecule: messenger RNA, 3359 nt
Organism: Drosophila melanogaster (fruit fly)
Lineage: Eukaryota; Metazoa; Arthropoda; Insecta; Diptera; Drosophilidae
Exons: 3
Coding region: 438-1283 (281 amino acids)
Source: RefSeq, marked reviewed
CAUUGAACAAGACGAGCUCGUGGCGUGCGUUUCGCAGUGAGCGGCAAAAUAUAUAUCUCAAAUAUAUGAACAUAUAUAAAAGAUAUCGGUAGUGAAACAAAAUCGCCGUGGACAAUUAUCACUUGAAGAAGAAAUAACAGUGCAAUAAAUCGUACUUUGUCCCUUAUUUUUUGUUUGUUAAUAUUUUUUUUUUUUUGCAUUAUCUGUUGCCGUUUUGAAAGAUGAAAGACGGCAACAGCAGUCAUGGUAAUCGUGAGUGAGACAAAGGAAAGUGGCAGGCAGUCGCGUUCAGUUUGAAGCCGCCACACCACAGAAAAAAAAUAUAAAUAAAUAAUCCGUACUAACUUCGGAGCAAAAGCAGCUACUGGAAAACCAAAGCAGCGACCACAAAAAUAACAACCAAAAAACCAGAGUUCUGUUCAUAUUUCUGUCAAAAUAUGGGCCAAGAGAUAUCGCAACAGCAAAAUCAGCAACACCAACAACACCAGCAGCACCAACAACAACAACUACCCCACCACAAACGACAACCACAGCGAAAAAGCUUCAGCGGCAUUAGCACCACCAAUCAGCCGAUUUACACGCCCACAAGUCACCUAUCCACCAGCUCCUCCUCCAUCAACACCAACGAUUAUAGCCACAAUAAUACCAGCAAUAAUAAUAAUAAUAAUCAGAACUACCGAUUGCGUCACAAGUACAACUUGAGCAAGCAAACCUACGAAAGGAGCAAAAUAGCAGCGAGUUCAGCGAGUACAAGUCAAUCCGAUACGGAUUCGCAUUACGCCAAACUAAACCUACAGAGGAGCAGUUCGCAGAGUUCGGAUAGCGGCAUCUAUAACUCCUCCUGUCACUGCAGUUCCAUAUCCUCGAUAUCGGCCGUCAGCAGCAGUGCGAGCAGCAGUCGCAGCAGCAGCAGCUCUAGUCGCGGUUGUCCCAGUUCUGUGGUGUCCAGCAAAUCGAACCGCUCGUUGGACAAACAGAAACACUAUCUAAGCCAUCACCUGUACAUCAAGUCCUAUCUGGACAUCUUGGAGGAGGACGAGCGGGCACGGGCACACUUCAAAUCCGCUCGUCCGGGCGGCAUUCGCAACUAUACACCCAAGAUCUUGGCCAGCGGAGAAUCGAGCUUAUCGGGCAACUCCAGCACCAACACAGCUCUAUCAUCCAGUGCUCCAGCUCAUUGCUACGGCCCGGGAAAGAGAACAACAGUCGGCGGAACAAGCGGAUCAGGUGGAGCAGCAGGAGCAACAGGAACAGGAGCACAGGGAACGGAUCCGUGGAUUUGACAAUUACUGAAACAUGGCGUUUGGAACAAUGACGUCUUUGCUUGGCAUGAUCCCGCUGCUGGCGAUCGGCAUGAAUUUCUAUCGCUAUCAAAGCGUAGAUCCCGAGAACAAGGUCCAGGAGCCAACCGUCAUACGUCGUCAGUAUGAUUUCGUGGUGAUUGGCGGCGGAUCCGCUGGAGCUGUGGUGGCGAAUCGCCUGAGUGAGGUGCGCAACUGGACCGUUCUGCUACUCGAAGCCGGCGGUGAUGAAACGGAGAUCUCGGACGUGCCAGCUCUGGCGGGCUAUCUGCAGCUUACGGAGUUGGACUGGAAGUACCAGACUACGCCUUCAUCCACCCGCCAGUAUUGUCAGGCGAUGAAGGGCGAUCGCUGCUUUUGGCCAAGAGGAAAAGUCUUGGGCGGAAGUUCUGUUUUAAAUGCUAUGGUCUAUGUUCGUGGCUCCAAGAACGACUAUAAUCAUUGGGCAUCGUUGGGUAAUCCGGGUUGGGACUACGACAGCAUGCUCAAAUACUUCCUGAAAUCGGAAGACGUACGAAAUCCCUAUUUGGCCAAGACGCCAUACCAUGAAACAGGUGGAUACCUGACGGUUCAGGAGGCUCCAUGGCGUACACCACUCUCGAUAGCCUUCCUCCAAGCGGGCAUUGAGAUGGGCUAUGAGAACCGGGACAUUAAUGGAGCCCAACAGACGGGCUUCAUGCUUACGCAAAGCACAAUUCGCCGCGGUGCUAGAUGCUCCACGGGCAAGGCCUUCAUUCGUCCAGUUCGACAGCGUAAGAAUUUCGAUGUCCUGCUCCAUGCGGAGGCCACAAGGAUCCUGUUCGAUAAGCAGAAGCGAGCCAUUGGUGUGGAAUACAUGAGGGGUGGCCGCAAGAAUGUGGUUUUCGUGAGAAGAGAAGUGAUAGCCAGUGCUGGAGCUCUGAAUACUCCCAAAUUACUGAUGCUUUCCGGAGUUGGUCCCGCUGAGCAUCUGCAGGAGCACAAUAUCCCUGUUAUUUCGGAUCUCCCAGUGGGCAACAAUAUGCAGGAUCAUGUGGGUCUGGGUGGACUCACCUUCGUGGUGGACGCUCCACUGACUGUCACCCGCAAUCGUUUCCAAACCAUUCCAGUUUCCAUGGAAUAUAUACUAAGGGAACGGGGUCCGAUGACAUUUUCGGGCGUAGAAGGUGUCGCCUUUCUAAACACCAAGUACCAAGAUCCCUCGGUAGACUGGCCCGAUGUCCAAUUUCAUUUUUGUCCCAGUUCCAUUAACUCCGAUGGUGGCGAGCAGAUAAGAAAGAUACUGAAUCUACGAGAUGGUUUCUACAACACAGUGUACAAACCACUGCAGCACAGUGAAACCUGGUCGAUUUUGCCCCUGUUGCUGAGACCCAAGAGCACGGGAUGGGUGCGCUUGAAUUCGAGGAAUCCGCAGCAUCAGCCCAAGAUCAUACCAAACUAUUUUGCCCACCAGGAGGACAUCGAUGUGCUGGUCGAGGGCAUCAAGUUGGCUAUCAAUGUCUCGAAUACCCAGGCAUUUCAGCGUUUCGGCUCCAGAUUGCAUAAUAUUCCGCUGCCAGGCUGUAGACAUUUGCCAUUCCAGUCGAAUGAAUAUUGGGCAUGUUGCAUCAAGGAGUUUACGUUCACCAUCUAUCAUCCCGCCGGCACAUGUCGCAUGGGACCCAGCUGGGAUGUUACGGCCGUGGUGGAUCCGAGAUUACGGGUCUAUGGCGUAUCCGGAGUUCGAGUGGUGGACGCCAGCAUUAUGCCAACGAUCGUGAAUGGGAAUCCCAAUGCUCCGGUCAUCGCGAUUGGCGAAAAGGCCUCCGAUUUGAUCAAAGAAGAUUGGGGCGUCAGGCGGGCGCACACUUCCGCUUAGUUAAGAAGUUGUCUAUCGCUAAUUUAUGUUUCAACUAGUCAAAUGUGGAUUAACUGAUGUAAUAUUAUCGCUAUGUGUUUUUGUUUUAUCAAAUUCCUCGUUUUGUUCACCGUUAAAUUUAUGCUUAGUUAUUUGGAUAAGUUUAGUGUACAAAGUCCCACAAAACUGUUUUUUUUUUAUUACUUUAUCAAGCAUUUUAUUAAAUAUUUAUGUACCUAUUU